Sphenostylis stenocarpa is the source of this 183-nucleotide messenger RNA. Lineage: Eukaryota; Viridiplantae; Streptophyta; Magnoliopsida; Fabales; Fabaceae. The record is from the annotation of a GenBank genome assembly.
AUGAAUGAGUGGGAAGUGAUCGAUGAAGAAGAGGAAAAAAGAAGAUUAGAAAAGGUUGGAGAAAUGGAAAAUGUCAUGGGUGUGUUGCCGGGCAAAUCUUCUUUGGCGGUGAACAUAGGUUUCCUGCUUCAUGACCUGAAUGACAAGCAGAUGAAUUAUCAUCUGCCAAAGAAGUUCAACUAG